Messenger RNA from Centropristis striata (black sea bass), 2881 nucleotides. RefSeq names its product keratinocyte-associated protein 3. The record is from RefSeq and is a predicted model, not a curated record. NCBI's taxonomy places the organism in Eukaryota, Metazoa, Chordata, Actinopteri, Perciformes, Serranidae. Bases 105 to 764 code for a protein of 219 amino acids. The transcript has 6 exons.
GGAAGUGGACAGAGGACGUCGGAGUUUCUGCCUCUGUGUUGAACAGUUGCUCGAAAAUCAGGGUCUUUAAUUUAUCAAAAGAGAGAGAACGGAACAGCGUAGAGAUGUGCAUGUUUGAUAAAGACAAAGGGCCAAGGAGGCUGAUGAAAAAGGGGUUAACUUUGAUCCUGGUCGGCCAUAUUAACUUCAUUCUUGGAGCUAUUGUCCAUGGCAAUGUCCUCCGCCACAUUUCCAAACCCAGCCAGCAUAUCUCCACUGAAUACACUGUAGCCAACAUCAUCUCUGUCACCUCUGGCCUGCUGAGCAUUGCCAGUGGGAUUAUUGCAAUUGUGGUGUCAAGGAACCUUCAUGCGUUAAAACUGCAAAUAGGACUUAUAAUUACAUCAUUCCUGAACGCCUUGCUCUCAGCAGCAUGCUGCACUGGGCUCCUCUUGGCCAUUAGUCUCACUGUUGCCAACAAUGGUGAGGGUUUAAUGCUGGGAUGCAAUGACACAGUGCCCAUCAACGCUCGGUCACCUGUCAGUGCCAGAUGCCCGUUUGACACAACACGAAUCUAUGACACCACUUUGGCGAUUUGGGUCCCUUGUGCCAUCAUGGCAGCCGUUGAGGCUGGACUGUCUGUUUGGUGCUUCAUCGUUGGAUUGGCUCUCAGAGGUCUGGCACCCUGUGGGAACAGCUACAUCAAAGAGCAGUUGGAAGAAGCAGCUGAGGACGCUCCCCACAGCCGACGCCUGAUUCGACCACGCUUGAACCCUGAUGCCUAACUAAAUAAAAGGCAAUGAGGACACCACUCCAUGUAGACACAGCUAAAUCCCAAAAGGCAUUGAUGCUGUUGUCUUGAGACCAGUAUAUUGGUGAGUUUCACUGCAGAACAAGAGUGAAAUCAGUUUUUGAAAAACAGGUUCUUGCUUUGCAGUAUCCACCAAGCUCCAAACCGUGAUUCACAGAUCGGUUACUAAAUGGCUCUAUUUGUUUUCAAUUAUAAACCAAACUGUUUAUUUUGUGUGUGUGAAGCAGUGAGCUUAAUACAGAUGGAUUAGUGUUGUUGUAAUUUUACUUGAUGGAAACCAUAAAUGCAAAAUUUAUUUACAGUGACAAAAAAACCUCACACAAUGCAUGUUUCAGUUGGCGCAUUGAAAUGCAGAUCUUUUUAUGUGUGCGUACAUGUGUGAAGGCUAAACUUAGAUGUAGUCUUAUCAUUAUCCAUGACUGUUUUGGUUCAAUAGUACUAAAUAUGUCGUGUUUUUCAGUAUGAAGAAACCUCUUUUUAUGAAGAAAAUACUUUUUUAUAUCUAUCAAAAAUAUUUGAGAUUAUUUUAGCUGCUUUAUUUUAGCUUUUCAUUAACUCUCUUUUACAGCAAAACAUUUUUUAUUGCUCUAAAUGUUUUUUUUAAUUAUGAAACACUUUGUUGUAUGUGAGAUGCAUCAACAAACAUGCAUUGCCUAUAUACAGGUUUAAUACCCACUAUUAUGAUGUUUUAUGUAAAUAUGUGAUGUGUCUGCUAUAAAACACCAAAUUAUCUUUAUUUGGCUCCAAAUUCAAUUGGACAUGCUAUAUUACACCUCUCGAAAGAAGUUAAUAUUAUAAGAUUAAUAUAAAGACAUCAGUUUGUGACAUGUUCAUUAGCGUUCCACUGUGGCUUAAUGCUGCAGGUAAACCAUUGACUAGUUUAUCACAUCCCACUUUAUAUGUUUAGGGGGUUUUCUUUACAUUGUGUUCAUUUUUAUGUAAAAUUAUCCUCUGAUCACAAUAGUAUUUGUCAGCCAAGCACAGGAUUAGAACAACUAUGUGAAAAGAAGGGCUGAUAGACUCCCGUGGGAUAAAAUCAAAAAUUAUGUUUAACUGUUUUGGUUUUUUUUUACUGUUUUUGUUGCUUAUGCUAUUUGUAAGACAAUUGCAUUGUGUCAAAAUGACAAGAGAAUGGAGAAACUGUAAUCAAUUUUUUUUAAGUGUGGCCCCAGAUUUACUGUAGGUCUCAUGACUUAAAGUUCCAAUUGCUAAAAUGCAGUGUCAUGGGUAUAUUGAAAGGGUUUUUGCAGAAAGAUGCCCCAGAUUUAAAGUAAUCUGGAUUGCAACAUGGCUUCGUGUACAUUUGUAUAGGAACAGUAUACUGUGGUUGAGUGUCAAGUGGGGUCAUAUUAAGAGGUUUAAUCAGUAUGUGGGCCAGCCGCCUCAGCUUGGACAGACCCCCCACAACUCAACGACUGAAAAGAUCAGAUCAGUGUUGAAACGGUUAAUCUAAUGCUGUGCUCAAUUGUGUGUGAGGGAAUCAUAGCACGCAACAGUAAUCCUCAGGCUGUAAGGGAUAAAUAUUGACAUUCUGAUCCGACUGAUACAAUCCCAACAAAUCUGUCUGGCCAUUUCAGUCGGUAUGACGUUCAUGUCACACUGUAAACUCGUGGACUUUAUGUUUGAAAUCACAAGAUGAUUAUGAAAUAAGAAUAUAAUUAAUGUGGUAUCAUGCAGUCCAUUUAUAAAUGUCUACAAUAUAAUUUUAAUUCCAUAACUGACCAUAUAGCAUAUCAGUAAUUUGCAAAAGGGUAUUAAUUAUUAGUUAGAUUUUCAGUGAUAAAAUGAUCUUGUUAUUUUCUUGAAAAUGAUUGACAUGAAAACCUACAUUUCUUUAAAAAUUAUGACAGAUUUAAAAUGCACUUAUCAGGCCAAAUGGAUAAUCCAAAACUUUUGGUUGUUGCAUUGUUGUUCCCAAACAAUAAUUUUAAGUUCUUGAAAGAACUUUUGUGACAUCUAUUGCCUGAUUUAUUUUUAAAUGUAUAAAUAGUGAUGUACUAUUAUGUAUUUCAUUAUUUGCUUUAUGUUUUUAUAUACCCUAAGUAUGUACAUUUCAUGUAUAAUUUUUAAUAAAGACUUUUAAUAAUGAGA